CUUCUGUCAAUGGCAGCCAGGGUUGUUGUGCCUAAAGAUUACCGAUACGGCACCAACAGACCCUGGACUAUAGCUGCUAAGAGGCUGAAUCCCCCGGGGAAGAGAAGGAGAAAAGUGUUUGUGGAGCCGAUUGCGCCUGAGGACUGGACAGUACUCAGAGGGGACACGGUUGAGAUUCUUGCAGGGAAGGACAAGGGGAAACAGGGGAAAGUGGUCCAAGUCUUCAGGCACAGAAACUGGGUUAUCCUGCAGGGACUGAACACACAUUACAGGUAUAUUGGAAAAACUCAUGAUUACCCUGGGACCUACAUUGCCAGUGAGGCUCCUAUUCUGCUUCGCGAUGUUGCCCUCAUUGACCCGUCAGACAGGAAGCCCACAGAGGUAGAAUGGAAAUUCACAGAGGAGGGUGACAAAGUCCGAGUGUCUGUCAGGACGGGUUGCAUCAUCCCCAAGCCUGUUGUAGAGCGACGAGAUGGCAUUGUGCCAGAGCAGUGGAAAGAUGGUCCAAAAGACACCAGUCCCGAAGACACUGUAGAAAAGACAUUCACACCAUCUCUGAAAACCCUGGAGGAAGAGGUCAUGGAGAAACUAGGUAUUCAGGAGAACAGAAGGCAACGAAAGUCCUACUGGUACUGACAGAGACACUUAGGCUUCUAGUAACCACGGGGACUCAAAAUGUGCUGUGUUUUGGUGGGUGUCAUGCUGAGUGACAUAGCAAAAAGAGGCCAUGUCAGGAUGGCAUGAGUAAGGGUUUUUGCUGGUAAAACACUGGUGCAUCAUACAAACUAUAAAGGAAAUGUUAGGUUUGUGAAAAUGUGGUGAUAUAGACAUGCAGCAUGUAUUACCUGAAUCAGUCUCUUUUUGCAGAGGUGUCAGUUUAUUGUUUUGUUUCUUUAUAACAUGAAUAAAUGUCACAUUUAACCCAGUCAUUUUCAUUUCUUUGAAUUU
This is a messenger RNA of Monopterus albus (swamp eel), 948 nucleotides long. RefSeq names its product mitochondrial ribosomal protein L24 (gene mrpl24). Gene Ontology annotation, molecular function: structural constituent of ribosome; RNA binding. The transcript has 5 exons. NCBI's taxonomy places the organism in Eukaryota, Metazoa, Chordata, Actinopteri, Synbranchiformes, Synbranchidae. Gene Ontology annotation, biological process: translation. The annotation marks the transcript as partial. The record is from RefSeq and is a predicted model, not a curated record. Gene Ontology annotation, cellular component: ribosome.